Rhagoletis pomonella (apple maggot) is the source of this 752-nucleotide messenger RNA. Its product is annotated as COMM domain-containing protein 4-like. The transcript is spliced from 4 exons. NCBI's taxonomy places the organism in Eukaryota, Metazoa, Arthropoda, Insecta, Diptera, Tephritidae. Bases 98 to 715 code for a protein of 205 amino acids. The record is from RefSeq and is a predicted model, not a curated record.
UGUUUUCUGUUAUGUAUUUUUUAUUCUAGCUAAUUCCUAAAUUAAUUUCGAGCCAAUUUUGCAGCAAAGGCGCCACAAUUGGGAAAACUUAAUAAAUAUGAAAUUCCGCUUCUGUGGCGACGGCGACUGUCCCGACUGGGUAUUAGCGGAAAUUAUCUCCACGCUUUCGUUGCUAAGCGCUAAGAACUUAGAAGCACUUGCUGAGCUGGUUGCCAAGAGAAUUGUUGGUCAGCAGUUCGAGGAGGGCGUCAUUAAAUCGUUAACGGCCGACAUAUCCACCGAUGGCAAAUCAGCAGUCGCCUGCAUACAUUUCUUGCUUAUCAAUGCGUCGCGUCAUGCUGUUAGCGAGUCAGUGUUCAGCGAAGAGAUUCAACAGCUGGGCCUGCCAAAGGAACACGCCGCAUCUAUGUGUCGCGUGUUGGCCGCCAAUGUCACAGCUAUACGUCAGCGGCUGAGAGAUAAAGCAUUUAGAAUAAACGAACUGUCUUCCAUACGCUACAUCCCACCCUCGGCAGAUAAGCAAGAUAACACCGUUGGUUGUGCUAAAUUCGAAUUGAAAAUCUCACAGGAGCUAAUCGAUGGUUUGCCACAGGAUACUACACAUGUGCUUAAUAUUGAGCGUCCUAAUGUGCAGUCGCUGUUGGAGGAAUUGAAAGAGGUGCGCUCUACAUUACAGCAAUAUAGUUGGCGGCAGAAAGACAAGAUGGAUGUGUAGAGCUGAAGAAAAUAUAUUACGGACAUUUAUUCACAAG